AUGGACGCAUUGAAUUCUAAGGAACAACAAGAUUUCCAAAAAGUAGUGGAACAAAAGCAAAUGAAGGAUUUCAUGCGUUUAUACUCCAACUUAGUAGAGAGAUGCUUCACGGACUGUGUAAAUGACUUCACAACAUCAAAACUGACCAGCAAGGAGCAAAGUUGCAUCAUGAAGUGUUCAGAAAAGUUCCUGAAGCACAGCGAGCGUGUAGGACAGCGUUUCCAGGAGCAAAAUGCCGCUUUGGGACAGGGCCUAGGUCGCUGA
Saccharomyces kudriavzevii IFO 1802 is the source of this 264-nucleotide messenger RNA. It is a transcript of the gene TIM9, whose product is annotated as protein transporter TIM9. Lineage: Eukaryota; Fungi; Ascomycota; Saccharomycetes; Saccharomycetales; Saccharomycetaceae. The transcript has a single exon. The coding region runs from base 1 to 264 and encodes 87 amino acids. The record is from RefSeq and is a predicted model, not a curated record.